Linum trigynum is the source of this 1319-nucleotide messenger RNA. The record is from the annotation of a GenBank genome assembly. Lineage: Eukaryota; Viridiplantae; Streptophyta; Magnoliopsida; Malpighiales; Linaceae.
CAAACUAUCUAUGGGUUGUGUGAGAAUUUCAGUGAGCUUUUAUACUCUAUAUUUCUUGAUUGUCAAAGAAAACUAACCAAUAGCAUUUUAACAGGGACUUAAUUAGCAUUAUGAAAAUGGGCUCAAUGAUACAUUUUUAUAUUUUAUAUUCUUAAUGAUUAUUAUAUUUCUCCGAAUGUUCGACCUAUAUAUUAUUUCUUUAUGUAUCAUCUCGAUCGAAUAAUUAUCAAUAAAAUUAAACGGGUUAAUAGACUUAAAAGUAACAUAAAAAUACAAAUAAUCAUAUAUGAGCAUUCUGGUCAAAGGACCGGGUUAUAAGCUAGUAAUAAAAUGAGUUGCUUCUGGGAACCGUCACUUGCAUACAUGUUUGGAGGACUUAGAAAACAGCACACAUUAGCCGCCCGAAUCUCUCCAUAUAAUCCCAUCUCAACUUACAUCUAACUAAAUAUUGAUCAGAGUUGGCCAUCGGUAUUUUCAAGUUUCAACAUAAAAAAAAAAGGUUAAUUAUGACUUCUUCAUUGGCGAUUGCUCUGUAUUUUCUUCUGGGAUGCAACAUCGUUCAUUUCACCGAAGGCACGGCCACCUGCAGCGGAGGAAAGUUGAAGUCCGGCGACCCUCUGGCGGCGGCGAGGAACAAGCUCUUCGGUUAUCUGAUCGCCAAGACUUUCGAUGCGCCCUACAAACAGUACUGCACUUGGUACCCUGCCACCACCAAAACCGGCGGCACCAAGUACGUAUACGGCCUCGCCAACUGUGCCUCGGCGUCCAAGAGCUGCGGCGGGAACUACUGCUCCACCACCGCCGCUCAGUGCUCCGCGUGUCUGACCACCGCUCGGAAACGUCUCGUCAAGGAGUGCGGGAAGAGGGUCGCCGGCUACGCUGUGGUUCUAGACAGCGGGAAACAGAUGCUGUGUAGCAUGCAAUUUACGGAUGCACACCUUUGCUCUUAACUAACUUAUUCCUUGAUAUGAUUGAUGUGAAAUUUCCCUAUUGUACGAUGUGGCUCCUUUGGGGUUCCGUUUUUUUCCUCAUUUCGGAUCAUAAAUAUUUCUCAAAAAACAUGAUGUGCGAAUCAAAUUCAUGUUUGAAUUGAAAUUGAGAUACUGAUGCUAAGUUCUUCAAUCUUUUGUGAAUUAAAAGUUAGGGGUACUACGUACUACGAGGAAUGUUGUAGUUCUCAAAAACCUGCAAAUUUUGUAUACUACAAAUUAAGGUAAUACCAGGUCUUGUGGCGGUUAAAUACUGAAUUUGACCUACCCCGUUGCUUAUAACUGUAGAAAUUGCGAAAGGUUCACCCCCAAUAAAUUAUUAUUACAUCU